AUGGAGGGCGAGUCAGCUCAGGCGAACUGGUGGGGAGCUCCACUCGGUACUGUCUCUCGUCGCUCCGGUCCCGAUACCAAUGGCGAGUCGUGUACAGUUCGGUACAUAACGCGUCCACGACGAAAGUGGAGACGAGGCAGGGCUAUAAAUACCGACAAAGUUCGGGCGGACGAUCGCGAGCGAAAGGAGCGGCCAGCAGUUUUCCAAGUGCCGUCGAACAGACCGGACGACGACGACGAGGACGACGACGAGGGCGACGACCGAAGGGCGGAACGAACUGAACCACGUGGCACCUGA
Molecule: messenger RNA, 297 nt
Organism: Peronospora matthiolae
Lineage: Eukaryota; Oomycota; Peronosporomycetes; Peronosporales; Peronosporaceae
Source: the annotation of a GenBank genome assembly